This is a messenger RNA of Drosophila willistoni, 5400 nucleotides long. It is a transcript of the gene chn, whose product is annotated as protein charlatan. The transcript has 8 exons. Bases 486 to 4469 code for a protein of 1327 amino acids. The record is from RefSeq and is a predicted model, not a curated record. Gene Ontology annotation, cellular component: nucleus. Gene Ontology annotation, molecular function: DNA-binding transcription factor activity, RNA polymerase II-specific; RNA polymerase II transcription regulatory region sequence-specific DNA binding. Gene Ontology annotation, biological process: regulation of transcription by RNA polymerase II. NCBI's taxonomy places the organism in Eukaryota, Metazoa, Arthropoda, Insecta, Diptera, Drosophilidae.
UGCGUCAUCGUUAGUCUCAGUCUGUUGGAAUUUUUCGUGGUGUGCGGUUCGUUCUCGCUUUAAAAAACCGAUUUAAAAUUGUUUUGAAAACUCUUUGGCGCGAGGGAAAAGCAUUAAAAACAUCCAUCUUAAGCACAAUUGCAACGCGUUCUUUAUUUUGGCAAUCGCUUAAUUAAUUUAUUUAAAAACAUUUUGAUUAAUUUAUGCUUCAAGUGCCUGAGUGUCUUUAAGUGCGUGUGAGUGUGUGUGACGGAAAUUAUUUCAAUAUUUAAGUGCAAAAUUACACAAAAUCAUUGUACAAGGAAUAAUAUUCUGCCCCAAAAAGAAAAUAAAAUGGCCCAAAGGGCUAAAUGUUAAUACAUCUUCAACAGUUGAGCAAAGUUUUCAAAGUGUGCAACGUGCGGAGAGUUGAGCAAGAGUAGCAGCCGUAGUUGUUGUCGUGUUAACUACCGAGUAGCGCUACGCCCGCUAAUCAAGGCCAAACCAUGGCAACAUUAAUACCCAUAAGCAGCAGCAGCGGCGGUCAUCCUCCACCAGCAGCGAGCAGCAGCACACAGUCCUCAAAUGUUGAGGCAACCUAUGAAGAUAUGUUUAAGGAAAUCACACGAAAGUUAUACGGCGAAGAGACCGGAAACGGUUUACAUACGCUUGGCACACCAGUGGCACAAGUGGCCACAAGUGGCCCCACAGCAGUACCGGAGGGGGAACAGCGUUCCUUUACGAAUUUGCAACAACUUGAUCGCUCGGCAGCGCCUAGCAUUGAAUACGAAGCCCAGGCAGGUGCCGGUGGCUCAAAUCCAAGCAAUAACAGCAAUAACGUGGCCUCUACUCAGGCCACAAAUGUAAUCCAAGAGCAACAACAGACAGAGUCCGGCAACUCUGUGGUAGUCACAGCCAGCAGCAGCAACAGUGGUGCUGGUGUUGCUGUGGUGCCGGCAUCCAGCGGUUUCAAAUCCGAGGAUCAUCUUAGCACAGCCUUUGGUCUCGCUGCUCUAAUGCAAAACGGUUUUGCUGCUGGUCCGGCUGGUCUGCUGAAGGCAUCCGACCAGCAACGUUGGGCACAAGAUGGUGCAGUAGCCACAGCAGACCAACAGCAACCACAAUUGGUUCAAUGGACAACUGGUGGAAAGCUACAAAGUUAUGCCCAACAACAACAGCAGCAACAGCAGCAGCAGCAGCAACAUCAGAGUACGCCCAAGUCCAAAAAACAUCGUCAAGAGCAUGCUGCUGAAUUAGUCUAUGCCAGUCCCUCCACAUCGACCAAUGCAGCCGGUGCACAGAAUCUAGCCCAAUCGACUCCCACCUCAGCGACCACAAGCAGCAGUGGCGGCAGCUCCUCUGGCGGUAGUCGCAAAAAAUCUUCGGCGCAGGCUCAGGCAGCCGCUGCUAAUGGUGUGCAUAUAGUAAAACGGUAUGCCUGCACCCAUUGUCCUUACUCGACAGAUCGUCGUGAUCUUUACACACGGCACGAGAAUAUCCACAAGGAUGAGAAGCCUUUUCAAUGUUAUGCCUGCUUGAAGCAAUUCAACCGUGCGGAUCAUGUGAAAAAACAUUUCCUUCGAAUGCAUAGAGAACUCCAGUAUGAUAUCAAUAAGACUCGACGACAUGUAUCGUCUGGUAGUAGUUCGAUCAGUGGUUCCGGCGGGCAAUCUCAUCAUCAUUCGGGCGGUCGAGGAAAUGUCACAAUAAAUGCCACUGGUGUUAAUAUUGAUAAUGCCUUUUUAGAGGCCCAACGACAUCCCACCUCGACCAGCAUGAGCAUUGUUGAGACCAUUGAAGCGGUGGCUUCGGCAACUGAGAUGCCGUUGGCACAACUGAAGCAAGAGAAACUGGAUGAUGGUUCAGUGUUACCCCUCCAUGUGGCAGCUGUUAUGAACAAUGCCCAACAACCAGUUGCUAGCUCUAGUUCUGGUUCAAGUGGUGGCGGUGGCGGAAACGGUGGCAGUAGUUCAUCUGGUCUCUUGAAACCCAAACGUGAGAAACGUUUCACCUGCUGCUAUUGCCCCUGGUCCGGGGCUGAUAAAUGGGGACUAAAGCGUCACCUAAAUACGCAUACAAAGCCGUUUGUUUGCCUGCUUUGUGAUUAUAAGGCUGCCCGAUCGGAACGUUUGGCCACACAUGUACUUAAGGUCCAUAAUAAACGGGCAUGCAGCAAGUGCUCCUAUCUGGCGGAUACACAGGAGGAAUUCCAGGCUCAUAUGAGUGAUGUUCAUCCGCAUGAUAAUCGACCAGCGAGAAGUAAUAAUCCAAGCAGCAAUUCAGCAGGAAAUGGCAAUAGCAAUGGCAACAAUGCCAAUGGCAACAACAACAAUGCAACACAUAGCCAAAACUUGAAUGUCUUGCGUACGAUUGGCAAUACCCUGGUGGCCCAUAAUAAUCAACUGAAUACGUUCCACAAUGCUGGCAACGCUUUUGGUGGCCAGAAUAUUGGUAAUUCCAAUGGUGGAGCCGUUACCAUUUAUACGACAACAACCAAUGAUACUGGCGUUUCUGGCGGUGGCGGUGGUAAUAACAUCUCUGGCGGACCCCUACAGGAGAUAAUUGUGAAUCCUACAUCAAUGGUCGGGUGGCGCUUAAGUGCCAAUGGUUCAUUGAUACCACCCCAUGAUCUAUUAACCGGCGGUCUACCAAAUGCCGCAACACAAAAACGCGGCUCGGAACGUUUAUUUCAAUAUUUGGAGGCCGAGGGCAGCGAUCCGGAGGACUAUGCGCGUCUACUAAAAAUGGAUGCAAUUAGUCGUAAUACUGCUUCGGUCGCUCAGGAUUUUCAUAAAGCGGGAGGCGUGCACGAGUUGAAACUACCAGCAAAUCAUCAACUCCUGUUCAAUAAUAAACUGCCUUCACAAUGGACGACUCGAGAGGCGGCAGCCCUGCUGCAUAGCCUAAGCAAUAUGGGCAAUAACAACAACCACAACACUCAACAACUCCAACAACACUCCAUUAAUAACAACAAUAGCAACAAGAAAUUUGGCAUACGUACCCGUCAACUAUCCACGGGUGAAGAUGAUGAAAAUACACCUUCAUCGGCAUCUUCAUCAUCUAGCGAUGAGUAUAAUCUAUCGGGUAAUUCACCAUUGAAGCUAAUGGUAAAGUUAGAUGAGGAUGAUGUUAAUGAUGUUAAACCAAAUAUCAAGUUGAUGAAGGAGAAGUCCUUGAUGGCAACGGCAUUUCUAGAAGCAGCGGCUUACGAGCAGCAGGCCAUCGAGCUACUCGCCAGUAAGCGAAAAAUUAAAAUAGAAAAUCAAGAGGAUCACCAUCAUCAUCAUCAACAUGACCUUGAUCAAGAGGAUCAAGAGAAUCGAGUGCAGCUUAUUAAAUCGUCUCCCGCGUAUAAAUUAAAUAAUAAUAAUCACAGUAAUAACAACAAUUAUAGCAAUUACUAUAAAGAAAAGUCGUUGCAUAGAAAUGCCGUACGCCAUCAGGAUAAUAAGGAGAAUUCAUCUAUGAUGGAUGUAGGUAGUGGUUCAACCACAAUUGCAUCGCCAAGCACAACAAAUGGCACACCAUCAUCAAUCAAUAGUAGUCCACCGAAUCAAACACCAUUCUUAACACAAAUGGAAUAUCAGAAUCUCAAUCGCAUUGGCACACAAUUUCAAAAUUAUGUUAAAGAUAUUAUCAAUAAAUAUUAUGCAGCCGAGACGCCACUAUUAAUGGCAGCAGCAGCGGCUGCAUUACCCACAGCCACGACAACGGGCCAACAGGAGGUGGUAGAACCAUCGCCCCAAAAGCGCCGUCGAUUGCUUAGCGAAACGGAGGAGUACAUAGAAUAUUUGCGUAACAAAGAGGAUAUCACUUUGACCAUAACACCCAAAUUGUCAGGUCCGCCCAUGAAGACAUCGCCUCCAACCCCAAUAGCUUCUACUCUUCCUCCUCAAUCACCACAGACAUCAUCAGGAGCCAGCUCUCUGCUCAAACGACAACUGGAUUUGUCUGCGCCCCGGAAAAGUCCUAAAAAGAACGCCCCACUAAGCACUACCAACUCCUCCACCUCCGCAAGCACCACAAACAACACCAGCAGCAACACCGUACAUUCACGCAAAUCUCUAAAUCAAUUGGCCACUCUGCUACCACUCUUAGCUGAUGCAGCCAGUAAGCAGGAAUAUCUAACUGCCCCCUUGGAUUUUAGCAAAAAGUCAUCGGAUAUGGAAUCGGCCCGUAGUUCACGCAAACAGGCGCAACCCAAAAAGAUACGCCUUACGCCGGAGGCCGUGAUAGCUAUGCUGCGAGACAAGUACCUCAAUCGCAUGGUUCAUCAUCGUUUGGGUUGCCUUAAAUGCAAUCAAAUGGGCAGAAAUAGUAGUUCCAUUAGCUUCAACUAUCACACACUUGGAUCUUUGGCUCUCCAUCAAUAUUGGCGGCAUCGGGGAAGUCAAAAAGGAAGCUCUAUUAAAUGUGAGCCUUGUGGCGGCAUUCAAUUUAAGGAGCGCUACAGUCUUGCUCUUCACAGGCGUCUCAAGCAUAAAGGUUGAAAAUCUCAGCCCAAACACACAAAAUUAUGAAAGUUGACUGAAUGACUCACUAAAAAACUCACUCAAAUUCUCUUUGCUUGCCCAGAGACUAGAAUUGUAAAAAUUAUUAUUUUACAAAAACUAAUUAAGUCUCAAACAACAAUUCUAUUUUGCCAUAUUUGAAAAUAGUUUUCUCUAAAAAACAAAAAAUUAAUAUGCAUUUAUUUUUUAAAUUUUAAGUUGUGAUGUACCUGAAAUAUGAUUUCUCUUUAAACGAAAAAAAAUGCAAAACAAAAACCACAAAAACAUGGAAACAGCAAAAAGUACAGUCAAAAAGAUAUAUAAUUUAGUUCUUUAUAAUUUAGUUAUUAAACGGGGAUUGUUCUAAAAUCGAGUAGUGUACGCAAUUCCAUAUAAUUUCUGUAAACAAAAAGUCUUAAAAUUUAAUAGGGAAAUCGGUUUUUGCAACAAAAUUGUCGUAUAUGUAUAUAUAUUCUGCAAUAUAUAUAAUCAGGUUUUGAGCAUGUAAACCAUAAGGUCUUCUGCAAACCAAAACUUGUGUCAAUGAAAUGAUCUGUUUGUUAACCGUUUUCUACUAUAAUUUUAUUUAUAUUCCAUUCAGAUCGUCAAAAUUGACGACACAUUUUUUGGUUGCCAAAAAAAAUUGAUUUAAUCAUUAUAUUCUCAUUCGAAUUGAUUGUUUCAACAUUCAUAAUCCAUUAUUCAAUUAUUGGAAUCACGUAUCGAAAGUUUAAAACAAAACUCCCUAUAUUAAACCCAAUCCUACUUUUUUGAAACUGAGCAACCAUCAAAUAAGUUUGACAGUUUUCUUUAAUGCUCCAAAUACACCCCUUCCAAUUACUUAUUACAUUUAUUAUUAAACUAAUAUUAUAAUUAAAAUAACAUUGUGAAGUAUAUAAAAAAGCUUUAAUUUGCCAUUUACAAAGCUGAA